AUGUUAAUACCACCCGGCGCGGUCAUUUUCUGCUACUGCUGCUGCGGGCUCCUCCGUCCGAGACAGAUGUUGCGAAACCAAGGCCUCCUCAAGUGCCGCUGCCGCAUGCUCUUCAAUGACCUGAAGGUCUUCCUGCUGCGGAGACCCCCCGCGCCGCCGCCGCCUUCCCCGCCGCCGCCGCUCCCCAUGCCCGGCGGCGCAGAGGCGGCGGCGGGCGGCCCGGCGGGGGCCGCACCGCCCGGGGGCGGGCCCGGCUGGCGGGCGGCGGCGGCGGCAGCGGGCGGCGGCGGCGGCGGCGGAGCGGGCAGCCCGGCCGCCGAGGAGUGGGGCAGCCCCGCCGGGGAGCCGCCCGCCUCCCUGCCCAGCAGCACCUCCUCGGAUGACUUCGGCAAGGGCAAGACCGAGGACCGCUACUCGCUGGGCAGCAGCGUCGACAGCGGCAUCCGCACCCCGCUCUGCAGGAUCUGCUUCCAGGGGCCCGAGCAGGGGGAGUUGCUGAGCCCGUGUCGAUGCGACGGAUCGGUGAAGUGCACACACCAGCCAUGUCUGAUCAAAUGGAUUAGCGAGAGAGGCUGCUGGAGCUGUGAGCUGUGUUACUACAAGUAUCACGUCAUUGCCAUAAGCACAAAGAACCCUCUGCAGGUAAAGUGGCAGGCCAUCUCUCUGACAGUCAUUGAGAAGGUUCAGAUAGCAGCGGCCAUCCUGGGUUCCCUCUUCCUCAUUGCCAGUAUCUCGUGGCUCAUCUGGUCGACCUUCAGUCCUUCGGCCAAAUGGCAGCGCCAGGACCUGCUCUUCCAGAUCUGCUAUGGAAUGUACGGCUUCAUGGACAUUGUCUGUAUAGGUCUAAUAAUACACGAAGGGCCCUCGGUUUACCGGAUUUUUAAACGGUGGCAGGCGGUCAAUCAGCAGUGGAAAGUGCUGAACUAUGACAAAACAAAGGACAUGGAGGAACAAAAAACAGGGACCAGGACAAAUCAGCGCCCCUCCUCCCAAACCACCCACUCGUCCUCCACUGGUGGUACAGCCACUAACUCCGCUCCAGCCGACAGCGGGGCACGGGCUGCCGGCCAUGCCACAGGCACCCUCUCUGACCACCACUGUGCUUAUACCAUCCUGCAUAUACUCAGCCACCUGAGGCCUCACGAACAGAGGAGUCAGUCUAGUAGUAACAGAGAGCUCGUCAUGAGGGUCACGACGGUCUGA
Molecule: messenger RNA, 1203 nt
Organism: Gymnogyps californianus (California condor)
Lineage: Eukaryota; Metazoa; Chordata; Aves; Accipitriformes; Cathartidae
Gene: MARCHF4
Product: membrane associated ring-CH-type finger 4
Biological process (GO): protein ubiquitination
Molecular function (GO): zinc ion binding; ubiquitin-protein transferase activity
Source: RefSeq, a predicted model, not a curated record